This is a messenger RNA of Danio aesculapii, 4088 nucleotides long. RefSeq names its product M-phase phosphoprotein 8 (gene mphosph8). The transcript has 14 exons. Bases 128 to 2986 code for a protein of 952 amino acids. The record is from RefSeq and is a predicted model, not a curated record. Gene Ontology annotation, molecular function: protein binding. NCBI's taxonomy places the organism in Eukaryota, Metazoa, Chordata, Actinopteri, Cypriniformes, Danionidae. Gene Ontology annotation, cellular component: nucleus; cytoplasm.
CCCGACAGCGCACUGCUGCUGUGUCCGUGUGUAUGUGCACUAGUUCGGCUGUCGUGCGGCCUUCAUGCUGUUAGCAUAUACAUAUAAACGACUUGUUAUCGUCAAUACACUGCUUAAAUAAAGCAUAAUGGCGUCCGGAGCCGAGAGAGUGGAGCCUGGAGACAGCGAACAGGAUGAAGAAGAUGUAUAUGAAGUGGAGAGGAUUAUUGACGUGCGAGUGGAGGAGGGAGAAGUGCUGUACAGGGUGCGAUGGAAGAACUACUCCUCGGAAGAUGACACCUGGGAACCUGAAGCUCACCUGGACGACUGCAAGGAGGUGUUGCUGGCCUACAAGAAGGCUCUGGCUGAGUUGAAGCCAAAAAAAGAACCUGCCAUGCUUCCGAUGAAGAGUGACCUGUUUGAUGCCGACUCUGAGAGUGACAGCGAUAAAGAGAAACCCAAAGAGUCACCUAUGAAGAAAAAGAAGAAGAAGAAAAAGAAGAGAAUGGAGGACUCGGAUGAUGAGAUGUCUGUGAGGGAGAAGAAGAAGAAAAAAAAGAAGGAAAAAUGGCGAGAGGACAAGCCUCUGCCUGCGCCUGAGUCUGACGAAGAGGAGGAGAGCAGGGAUCCUUCACCCGCACCUUCUAAAAAAGAGACCAAGAAGAGGUUCAUCGACUCCGAUGAUGAGGAUGUCCCAGUUACUCCUAAGAAACAGAAGAAGCUUGACAAGCCUAAAGAUGCAGGAAAGGUGAAGAAAGAGAGCGGAGAGGAACGCAAGAAAAAGAAAAUCAAGUCCAAAAAAGAUAUCGAUUCUUCAGAUGAAGAUGAGAAGAGUGACGCGCCCUCGGAGUCCCACACAGAUGAUACGACAAACACAGAAACGAAUGAUUCCUUCAAAACGACAACAAAAAUCACAGAGAAGCUUGUUCGUAGUGAAAGUGGAGGCGAUCUCAAGCAGGUCAAACAGAAGAAAGAAAAGUCUGACAUCAAGCUGCAAGGUUUCAAAGACUUGAUUCUAGAGAAGAAGCCUAAAAAACCAGAGGCUUCAUCGGCAGUGGCCAAAGACGUUGGUUUGAACAAGAUCAAGAGCUUUACUGGUAGCAAGAGCACUAGCAAGUCUUCUCGCAGUGAGGAGGAGCCUGAUUCCAGUGACACAGGGGCGGCCACAUCCACACCCAAGGCAAAGGUGAAAAGCAAAGCUCAAGAAGCCGCUACAUCUUCUCAGAGGCUCUCCUCUGCAUCUUCCUCCUCCUCAUCCUCCACAGCCUCAACAGCCCCCAUCAAACCCAGAGAGGAGGAGGCGAAGGAAGAAGCUGGUGACAAAGCUAGUGCCUCCAACCUCUUUGAGAAGUUCCUGUUGAACUGUGAGGCGAAAGAUCGAGCACCACGAAGACUAGCGGACCAGAACAAGAGCACGACACCAAAGGGUGGCAGCAAAAAUGACAAGAAAACAAAAUUGUCAAAGCAGUCUCCGGGACGGAAACCUGAUUCUGACAAGACAAAAGAUGUCCCACGAUCCAGUCAGAGUCCCGUCUCCAUGGAGGUUGAUGAGAAACAGGAGAAGGGGUCAUUCGAGUUGGAGAAAAGUGACAAAUCAGACGAGCUGACCCCAAAAUCUAAAGAAGAAUUACAACGGGAGCAGAGAGAGGAGGAGCAAAGGAAGAGGAAAGAGAAGAUGGAAGAAGAAGAGAGAAAGAGGAAAGAAAGGAUUGAAGAAGAGGAGAGAAAGAAGAAAGAAAGAAUAGAGGAAGCGCAGCGGGAGAGGAAAGCACGCCUGGAGGAGGCACAGAGAUUUGCAGAGGAGGCCCGGCAAGAGCUAGAAAGGAAGUCUAUGGCUGAGUCAAUUGUGUCUCCAGACUCUACAGAAGACUCCAGGUGGAAGGACAAGAGGAGGAAAAGGAGGGAUGACAGUGAAUCACGGGUUUUCACCGCCUGCGAUGACAAUCAGGACUCUCAGGAGAAUGUGGAACGCUCGGACAAAACUCCUGACAGGGGACCACCAUCCCUUAAUCUUGGCGUGGAGCUCAAGCUGGACUGGAUGACACUGGAGGACUUUCAGAAACACUUGAAUGGAGAGGAUGAGAAUCUCUCUCCGCUAGCCUUAACACCCACCGAGCUACGAGAAGCAGUGAAGAAUGGGAAUUACUUGGCGGUGAAACGUGCUCUUAGUUCAAAAGAGGACUACAAUCUGGACCAGGAGGACUCUAGCGGUAUGUCUUUAACGCUGCUGGCGGCUGCAGGCGGUCAGGAUGACAUCCUCAGGCUGCUCAUUAAGAAAGGAGUGAAGGUCAACUCCAGACAGAAGACUGGCACCACGGCACUGAUGCAUGCUGCUGACAAGGUGGAGAAAACCAAGAACUUCUUGACGACAGUGGCCAUUCUUCUGGAGGCAGGAGCUUCUGUAAAUGCCCAAACUCUGGGUGGAGAAACGGCUCUCAUGAAGGCUUGUAAGAGGGGCAAUGCAGAUGUGGUUCGCCUCCUGCUGGAAUAUGGAGCUGACUGCAACAUCCUGUCCAAACACAAGAACACUGCCUUGAACUAUGCCAAACUCAGUAACAACCUGAUGGUUUAUGAUCUGGUCAAAGACCACGUGCAGACGUUAUCAACAGUGGCGGAGGAGACAAUCAGAGCUUAUUUUGAAACCAGACUGGCUUUGCUGGAACCUGUAUUUCCUCUGGCUUGCCACAGAUUGUGCGAGGGACCAGACUUUUCACUGGAGUUCAAUUACAAACCCCCACAACAUGCACCUGGAGAAGGGUCUGGCAUCCUACUCUUUAUCUUCCAUGCAAAUUUCCUUAAUGAAAUCACAGCUAGACUCUGCGGGCCCUGUAGUGUUCAUGCUGUGGUCCUGAAUGACAAAUUUCAGCUGCCCAUCUUCUUGGACAGCCAUUUCAUUUACUCUUUUAGCCCUGUUCAAGGAGCCAACAAAAUGUUCAUCCGUCUGGCAGAGUCCCCCACAGCAAAGGUGAAGCUCCUCAUUUGUGCAUACAGAGUCCAGCUACAGUGACGUCACAGGGUGAAGGUCACUGCAGGAGCUCGUCCUCUCCAAAAACUGAGACUUUUCCUACACCUGCUGAACAUGAUAUGCUUUAGAAAUGGUUUGGUUUUUUGUGGAAUAAACCGAAAGACAGUAAUACUAACAGGUCAAUAACAACAGUCACAGUUCUCAGCGUGACUUAUAAGUUCUUGUUUAGCUAAGUGUUGCAACCAGUUUUCAGAGGUCUGAUUUUUGUGGAUUGAAACUGCAUCACCCUCGAGGUCAGCAUGAAAUAUGAUAAAUCGGGCUUGCGUCUGAAGGUCAUUUGUAAAUCUUGUUUGUAUAGUGUUCCUUUUAUUUCAUUUCUUUUUAAAUAGAAUAAUUUAUCACUCCAGAUUCUCACUCACUGUUUUGUUUUAUGUUCGGUGUGUUUAACCAGACCACGCACUCGUCUGAUGUGUGCAGAAUGAAUGAAGGAAUGAAUGAGCAGUUCUCAUCUCCCUGUUGCUUUGCAUUCGAGGGGCCACAAAAAAAACUGGACACCGGUGUGACUGACCAUCAAAAGCGUGUGCUUUAAAAACUUGAUAUUUCAUACUGUCUUUGCACAGAAUGUGAUUUUAAUCCUGAAUUGGAUACAUAAUGAAGCCAUUGUUUUGAAAGAAAUGUAUGAAAGUGUACGUUUAACUUGUACACUAUUUUAAGGGCUAAUGUGUGAUUGCACUGAGAGGAGGAUCCACACAGGUUGAAGUCAUCCAGGUAGAAACGAUCAUUAGAAUGGAUUACUUUGAUGCUGGUUAGCAGCGAUCGUGACUCUUUUCACGUGUCGUCAUGCAGGUUGAGCACCAGCCCAGUUUCAUUUCCUAUUAGAUUUCACAUUACAAGUCAAAUCUCUUGACUGAACUGAAGAGUCCGAUAUACUUUUGGACGUACAGUGAAGGGUUGUUUUAUUGUGUCGUUCAUGGCCUACCUCUCUUCAUCCUGUCAUUGUACUAUUAGUAAGUGAGAGAAAGACUGCUCAUUGAUUCAUUUCCUCGUUUAUUUACAGUAAAUAAACUGUACAUAUAUUUCCAUAACAAUCAAUUUGAUUCUUUUCUCUUUAAUACAGCAACAAGGAAUAAACGGUUCUCUAAAC